Sus scrofa (pig) is the source of this 5118-nucleotide messenger RNA. It is a transcript of the gene FSTL5, whose product is annotated as follistatin like 5. Gene Ontology annotation, cellular component: extracellular region. The record is from RefSeq and is a predicted model, not a curated record. Gene Ontology annotation, biological process: regulation of BMP signaling pathway; multicellular organism development; cell differentiation. Gene Ontology annotation, molecular function: protein binding; calcium ion binding. NCBI's taxonomy places the organism in Eukaryota, Metazoa, Chordata, Mammalia, Artiodactyla, Suidae.
GAGCUGCCAGAAGGUCUUGGAGAGCACAGAAGCGGCGGUCCCCGCGCAGCCACAGCUCCAGAUGAACCGAGAGCAUUUGGCUUCUUCAGGGCUGGUAGUGAUGGAUCGUGAAGUCCAGUGAUGCCCACGCAGAUCCUCAGUCUGCAUUCCGUCUCCCCCACCGCCCCAGCUGACCCCAGCAGAAGCCCAGCGGAGGGGGAGGCAGCGCACCUCCCGAGAACGGCUAUGCAAAACCGUUGCGUCAGAUGGUGGGGCGGGGCGCACCCGGGUUGAGUGGCAGCAGCCUCUGAUAGGGAGGAGGCGCGAGAAUCAGCCUGGUUCAGUGACUGAGAAAAACUGGAGGUGAGCGGAACGGGUGCUGUCCACGCGCGGCCGGUGCUGAACCUGGGGCAUCAGCGGACCCGUGUUCCCAUACCUCGAGACAACGCCCUCUAGCACCCCCUGUGCCCUGACGACCCUCUUUACCUGCUGGACCCUAUCAACUUGACAAAGGAGUGUGGUUUCGGACGUGGGAAAGAGUCCUCUGCCGCCUGGGCGCCCAUUCAGGCGUGACUUCGGGAAUUUCUAUAGUUUCAGACCAAACUAUUUACAUCUUUUCCCAGCUAAGCUUAUCUUUUUAGGUUUUUUUAAAAUUUAUUAUUAUUUAUUAUUAUUAGUAGUAGUACUGUGAUUCACCAAUCCACACCGUUUAAGAAUCUUUCUGGGAGACUUUUUUGACUGUUGAAAUAAGGUGAAAAGGAUGUUUAAGUGCUGGUCAGCUGUGUUGUUUCUUGGAUUCAUUUUCCUGGAAUCAGAAGGAAGGCCAACCAAAGAAGCGGGAUAUGGCCUUAAAUCCUAUCAACCACUAAUAAGAUUACGGCACAAGCAGGAAAAAAGUCAAGAAAGUUCAAGAGUCAAAGGAUUCCUGAUUCAGAAUGGCCCUUUGGGAUCCUGUGAAAACAAAUACUGUGGUCUGGGGAGGCACUGUGUUCUCAACAGAGAGACAGGCCAGGCGGAAUGUGCCUGCGUGGACCUUUGCAGUCAGCACUACAAGCCCGUGUGUGGAUCUGAUGGAGGGUUCUAUGAAAACCACUGUGAGGUACAUCGAGCUGCUUGCCUGAAAAAACGCAAGAUUACCAUUGUUCACAAUGAGGACUGCUUCUUUCAAGGAGAUAACUGCAAGGCCACUGAAUACAGCAAGAUGAAAAGCAUGCUUUUAGAUUUACAAAAUCAAAAAUAUAUAACACACAACAAUGAAAACCCUAACGGUGAUGAUAUAUUUCGGAAGAAGUUGCUGGUGGAUGAACUGUUUAAAUAUUUUGAUGCUGACAGUAACGGACUUGUAGAUAUUAAUGAACUAACACAGGUGAUAAAACAGGAAGAACUUGACAAGGAUCUUUCUGGUUGUACAUUGUAUGAUCUACUGAAAUACGAUGAUUUUAACUCUGACAAGCACCUGGCUCUUGAAGAAUUUUAUAGAACAUUCCAGGUUAUUCAGCUGAGUCUGCCUGAAGAUCAGAAACUAAGCAUCACCGCGGCAACCGUGGGACAGAGUGCAGUUCUAAGCUGUGCUGUGCAGGGAGCACUCAGACCCCCCAUCAUCUGGAAGAGGAACAAUAUUAUUCUAAAUAACUUAGAGUUGGAGGACAUCAAUGACUUUGGAGAUGAUGGGUCUUUGUAUAUUACCAAGGUUACAACCACUCACAUGGGCAAUUACACCUGCUAUGCAGAUGGCUAUGAACACAUCUAUCAGACUCACAUCUUCCAAGUGAAUGUCCCUCCAGUAAUCCGGGUGUAUCCAGAAAGUCAGGCCAGAGAACCUGGGGUCACUGCAAGUCUCAGGUGCCAUGCAGAGGGCAUACCAAACCCUCAGCUUGGCUGGCUGAAGAAUGGAAUUGAUAUCACACCAAAGCUGUCCAAGCAACUCACGCUUCAAGCAAAUGGUAGUGAGGUUCAUAUCAGCAAUGUGCGCUAUGAAGAUACAGGAGCAUACACAUGUAUCGCAAAAAACGACGCAGGGGUGGAUGAAGACAUCUCUUCGCUUUUUGUGGAAGACUCUGCUAGAAAGACCCUAGCUAACAUAUUAUGGAGAGAAGAAGGUCUGGGGAUUGGGAACAUGUUCUACGUUUUUUAUGAAGACGGAAUCAAAGUGAUACAACCCAUAGAAUGUGAAUUUCAGAGGCACAUUAAGCCCAGUGAAAAGCUCCUUGGAUUUCAGGAUGAAGUCUGUCCAAAAACUGAAGGAGAUGAAGUACAGAGGUGUGUGUGGGCCUCAGCUGUCAAUGUCAAAGACAAGUUCAUUUAUGCAGCACAGCCAACUUUAGACAGAGUCCUUGUUGUUGAUGUGCAGUCUCAAAAAGUUGUUCAGGCAGUAAGCACGGACCCUGUCCCAGUGAAAUUACACUAUGACAAAUCCCAUGACCAGGUCUGGGUGCUCAGCUGGGGAACGAUGGCAAAGACUUCUCCAACACUGCAGGUAAUAACGCUGGCCAGCGGGAACGUGCCCCAUCACACCAUCCACACCCAGCCGGUGGGGAAGCAGUUUGACCGUGUGGAUGACUUCUUCAUUCCUGCUACCACACUCCUCAUCACCCACAUGAGGUUUGGAUUUAUCCUUCAUAAAGAUGAAGCUGCACUACAAAAAAUUGACCUUGAAACCAUGUCAUACAUCAAGACAAUCCACCUAAAGGACUAUAAGUGUGUUCCUCAGUCGCUGGCGUAUACCCACCUGGGAGGGUACUAUUUUAUUGGCUGCAAACCCGACAGCACUGGGGCGACUCCACCGCAGCUCCUGGUGGACAGUGUAACUGACUCCGUCAUUGGGUUCAACAGUGACGUGACGGGAACCCCGUACGUCUCUCCAGAUGGGCACUAUCUUGUCAGCAUCAAUGACGUGAAAGGUCUUGUGAGGGUCCAGUACAUCACCAUCAGAGGAGAAAUACAGGAGGCCUUUGAUAUUCACACAAACCUGCACAUCUCUGACCUGGCCUUUCAGUCAUCCUUUACAGAAGCCCACCAGUACAACAUCUAUGGGAGCUCCAGCACACAAACGGACGUGCUCUUUGCGGAGCUCGCCUCUGGGAAGGUUAAGAUGAUCAAGAGCCUUAAGGAACCGCUCAAGGCUGAAGAAUGGCCUUGGAGCCAGAAGAACAGACAGAUCCAGGACAGUGGCUUGUUCGGUCAAUACCUGAUGACCCCUUCCAAGGACUCUCUGUUCAUACUAGAUGGACGACUCAAUAAGUUAAACUGUGAGAUCACGGAAGUUGAGAAAGGAAAUACGGUCAUCUGGGUUGGAGAUGCCUAGGAGCGCUGUUAAAUAAUUACUGAAGAGCUUUCCAGUACACUGCACUUCAUCCAUUGUUUAAAUUUAUAGCUUAACUUUUCAAGUUUACAACCUAAUCAACAUAAGUUACUUAGUUGGCCCAAAUAAAAUAGAAAUCAUUUUUUGGGAAAGACAUACACAAGUAGUAAUAUUGGUUGUUAGAAGUAUUUAACACAAUAUUUAAUGAGAAACUACAUCAGUCACAAGAAUCAAACCUAUAGUUAUGUUUUACACUGAUAAAAUAGAAAUUUAAAUACUUAAAAAUAAAUCAACUGCAGGGAAUUUGAAAUGACUUUAAGCACCAUUUCAUUUUGAGGGUGAUGUAUCUAUUUUUAUCUCUGUCCUUUUGGUAUGCUUAAACCAGAAGUAAAAGAUGUUGUGAAAACUUAAAAUUCUUAAUUCAAAAUAUUCUGUCCCAUCCACUGUUUAUAAUCUUUUGUGCCUUGAAGGGAAUGUCACAAGAGGAAAAGGAAGGCUGAAAGCUUCAUAUUGAACACCCUCAUAACUAUAAAUUUCAUGUAAUUAAAAGAGAAAAUUUAACAUCUCUUGUACCAAAUCCAGCCUUCAGUUAUUUGUUUAACCCUCAAUAAAAUACCAUUUGAAGGCAUAAGUUGGCCUUAGGUUGUACACAGGUGACAAACUCUAUUUGACAUUCACUGUCUAAUCUGCAGCAUGCUAUGGAAAAUGGGGAGGAAAGGAGAAAAAAAUAUGGUAAAAUGUUUGCAAUGUAUUCUGGACUCAUUUUGCUUUCAAUCACUAGAGUGCGUUAUAUUUUUAAUGCAAGUUUGUGUGGGAUGUCAACUGCUUACAAAUGUCUAUUAUUAGUGCAAUAGAUUUGUUUCUUUUCAUGUAGUCCAGUGUUACAUCAGCAGGAAGUUUCAUUUCUGAAGAAGCAUUAUUUGUGUCUGCUUAGAGUAAACCACAUAUGGGGAAAUUAACAACAGGGAGAAAAACUGACUAGAGAACUGGUGAGUGUCAGUGGUUUAGGAGAAUUGGUAAUAGAAAUUGGGAACUAGGGAAUAGCUCCACAGUGGUGAGUAAAGAUGUACUUCUCCAUUUCCUUUGCUAUUUAAAUAUAGUCCAUCAAAAGACUUCAUUCAUUAAUAACUUUCCUAAAUGACUUCUGUUUAACUCCUACAUAAUCCUUAAAUGACUUUCUCACUAACUGUGUGCUGUAGUUUGCAACCUAACUAAUCCUCUUAUUCGAGCAACUACAUAGAAGUAAAAAUAAUGGCUUUUCUUUUUCAGGGAAAAAAAAAAAAGCCAGUAGAAGUGGAUUGAAACUAGAGAGUUGGCUUAUUGAAAUAAGGAGAUAAUUAUCCAGGCUUAAAGUAAUACCUUACAUGUUUUGAGAAUCAUUUUACUUAUUUUGGUUUUCUUGUUGCUAAAAAUGCUAAGGAGCUGUUGAAAUGACCUCCAUCUACUGAAGGUGAUCCAAUAAGGUCUUUUAUUAAAUACAAAUUUUACUCAAUUUUAAAUUGUGUAAAACUGCUUAGAAACCCAAAAUUUUAUAGUGUGUAAUAUCUUAUAUGUAUAUAGCAUCCUGAGCUGUGUGAUACAAUAGAUUUCUUCCUAGCUUAAGGAAACAUUAUGGGAGGUAGAUUUAAUAAAGAACAGAAAUCAGCUUAGGUUUCUACUUAUCUGCUUUCCUUUCUAGCAAUUUUCUCCCUUGUGACCAUGAACCACAUAAUGUAUCUGUGACCUAAUUAUUUAAUGUGAGUCUAUCUCAUACAUCCUUCUUUGGUCGUUUACACCAUGUAGAUGCUGUGUCUGUAGACUUUGCUUGACAAAAGGAGAAUAAACCUCUUACAUUUUAA